Molecule: messenger RNA, 8958 nt
Organism: Mizuhopecten yessoensis (Yesso scallop)
Lineage: Eukaryota; Metazoa; Mollusca; Bivalvia; Pectinida; Pectinidae
Exons: 4
Coding region: 320-6646 (2108 amino acids)
Source: RefSeq, a predicted model, not a curated record
CCUUCAAUAACUAUUGAAUCAAAUGUAUAGGCAGGCCUAUGUUCCAUGAAUUAAUACUUUGUAUUCCUAAAUAUAUAUCAAUGUAUCUUUAAAGCCAUUAAAGCUACCAUCGGUGAAGGUCAGUGUAAAGUUUCGGGUCAUUACAUAUGCAUGUUGGUGGCGCCAUCUACUAAACAUACACAGGAAGCUUUGAAAGACAAACGGGUUGGGAUUGAUGAAAUGAAGAUCCGGCAAAUGAAUCGAAGAUAGAGUUAUACUAUUGUAUGUAAUGCAGAACAAUCAACAAUCGAUCAAGGCGUGAAGCUUAACUUUCCAAACUAUGGCAACAGGUGGCCAGUCUUCAAGUCAUCCAUGUCACAACCUCAGCAACCCGUCCAAACGUCUGUUCUGGUGUCGUCACUGCAUGGCAAAGUUCAUUGACCCCAUUCAAAGGUGGAGGCACAGCAAAACUUGCAAAAAGAUUGUUUCCUCUAAUCCACGUCAAGAAAUAGUUAGUACAGAUGGUAGAAUAUUGCAGGUGGUGGCAGGCACUACUGAGGGAAGUGUGGUGGUGUCCAAUCUAGCACCACUUGAAGAACCAGAACCUUCUGUAUCGAAACGUAAAAUCCGUAAACUUGUCAUGAACGAUUUGAAAUGUCAGAUUUGUGACCGUGGGUUUAUAUCACUCGAUGAAAUGCGGGAGCAUGUAAAGCACCCAUGUAGGAAAUUUAAGGAGGAGGUGAUCCCUGUUGCUGGGGUGUCAAUAACUUUACCUGAUUUAGAGCAAACGGAACAACAUGAGGAAGAAGCUGAGAAGGCCAGUGCCUUGAACAGUCUGGAGGCAAACCUGCAGCAAAUGGAGCAGUCACUGGCCAUGCGGUCUGAUGUAGCUGAUGAGGUGGUGGCCAAUCAGAUUGAGUCUCUACUGAAGGCUGCCCAGGUGUUACAGCAACAACAGCAGCAGGAGCAGCAGUCGGCGGCGGCCACAUACCAGCUUUUGGCCGCAGACGAUCUUGGUAAUGUGGACACACAGUAUGUCAUCACCACAAACCCAGAUCACUACGAAGAUGGCCAGUUUGAAGCAGUCACUGUGGAGACAGUUGCCACCCUGGAGAACAUUGUUCCACAGGUUGCUAUGUGUCCUGAAGUGGCACAACAGCAAGUAGUUCUGCAAUCAAACAUAGAACCAGAUGACCUCCAACUAAUAUCUGAGGUCAUAGCGAGGGAGGAACCGGAGAUUGGAAAACAUCAUAGCUUUGUCCCUCCAUCCAGCCGAACACCAUCGACAAGCUCACCACCACCAUAUUCAGAACCAGCUGCUGAACAAUCAGGGGAGGUCACCAGUCAUUGUCAGGGAGUGUCUAUGGAUAAAGAGCCACUAACUUUUCCUAAUGAUGACAAUAUUUUUGACAGUUCAAAGUCAGAUAAAAUAUCACCUACUGUUGGAGAAGGAUGUUCUGCUAAUGACUCAGUUAUGUCUGAUUGUGUCCCAAACUCUUCGGACAAGGAGGAUUCUCGUGAUAACAGUGUUGCCAAACCAAGACCUUCAAACUGUUGUGAAAAUGGGUGCUGUUAUGACCCUACUGUUGAUGAUUUUGGAUUUAGGAACCUUAUAGAGGAUAAUGAUAGCCAAACAAACGAACCCACUCGCCAAUGUACUUGUAGAUUGAGAUCUACAUCAUCUAAAUCAAACCAAUCACCUUCAACAACACAUCAACUGCCUAAACCAUCAAAGUUCAAAGUUCACGAGACUGCAAAAAAGAUGAGAACUAGAAGCAUAUCUAUGGAAGAGAAAAUAAUUGUUCCAAAAAAAAUUGUGAAAAAGAAGCGGAAAUAUAUUGGUGGGAGAGGAAGUUUGGACUGUGUAGCUAGGUCAAAGAGAAAAAAAAUAAAAAAGACGGCACCUCAAAAGGGGAGUGUUAGUAAUUCAAACACAAUACAGACAUCAAGAGAUAUUGGAGAAACUCAUGAACAGAAAUGUGAUCAGAAUGUGGACAGUGUAACAGUCAAAGAGAAUGUGAGUGUGAUAAAAAGACAGAAUAUUGGGAUCAAAGUUGAUGGCUUGGUUGAAUCGGGUAGAACAUUAUGUAAUGAAGGAAGUCAAAAUUUAGAAAAUAAGGCAACAGAAUUGAAUAGUAAUGUAUGUCUUUCAAAAAGUGUGACGCGGAAACCAAAAACAGCAAGAGAACCAAAAUGUCGAAUCUGUGAUCGCAUAUUCAAAUCUGUUAAGCUUCUUCAGAAACACAACAAAGUGCCAUGCAAAAUUAAACACACACGCAAUCUGUGUCAGAAGGUGCUUCGUCCCAAACGUGCACCUGUGGAACAUCUGUCGUCACUUAAGCAGAAACCUAAACAAAAUCUCACAAGCAAAAAGAGCAAGAAUGUGUUACGACCGCAGCUUCUGCCGGUAAGACGAAUCUCAGAUACCACUCUCUUUAUAUUGCCUAAAGCAAAAAAGGGAGGUAAGAAGAGACGGAAGUCUGCCCCAGUAUUUAUCUACUCACCACCAAUCAAGGAGUACAAAAAUACAUCUCUGGGUGUACACAUGACAUACAAGUCAUUACCCUUCAAGGAAAAAUUCUUCUUUGAUCUAGGAAUGAUUUCUACCGAACAUCUCAACAAAGACAGUUGUGACACAAGAAUGAUGGAUGUGUGUGAAGGUUUCUCACCAGAUUCGGAGAUGGAUCGUCAGUUGUCUAGUCAGGAAAUGAUUGAUGUGGUUGGACCAUGUACACCUCCACCAAUAUUAGAAAAGAUCCCUGAUCUUGACAUUUUCCCUGUACAUAGUCCAUCUUCUUGUUCCGACCUUGAACCUCCUAUACUUGAGGUCAUUUCAGAGCUACAGUUUCAAGAUUCUAGUUCAGAGGUUUUAUCACAUUCAAAUUCUACCAUUUGUAGGAAAACCUCCAUGACACCAAUGAUGUUUCCAUUGCCACCGACAGCAGGAAAGGAUGUGCUACCAGUUUUGGAAACAAACAAAGAGAAGAAAACAUCAAGCAUCAGAACUGCUGCACAGUCCCAGACAUCACAAAAUUUUAUGUCGCACAACGAACAAAAUGAGUCGGAUGAAAAAGAAAAACACUCCAAUGAAACAUCGUUUGAAUGUAACAGUCAAGAGUCUGUUCAGGAACAAAUGACUGAAAUAUUCACAAAAUAUUUCAUUUCUCCCGAAAAACAAAAACAAAAUCCAAAUUUAAAAUCGGUGAAACAAACAGACUUAUUUUCGAGAAAUCUGUCUAGAGAAUCUCGAAACAAUCAAGAGAUUAUUCCAAUUCAUAAUCAAGAACAGUUGUCUGAUAUUGAGAUGCGUGACAUUCAGACAUGUCAUCUGUCAUGCUCAAGCUCCAAAAUGUAUGAACUUCAGAAGACAGCUGAUACAUCUCCAGACAGCUUGAUGGUUGACAUGCAAAAUACUUCACAAAUUGAGUGUACAUGUACAUCGACUGAUAGACUGGAUACAGUCACAGAACAGCCACAGGAAUCUCAGAUGGGACGUUUUCUACAAGAGGAGGAUCCUUCUACUCAGAAUCUCUUGUUGGUUGGAGAUAACCCUGUGGGGAAUUCAAUCAGUGAGACACCUCUUACAUUACCUGCCUCUGUUGAAGUCUCUGCAGCGGAAAAUCUGGAACAGCAGAUGUCCAACCACGCAGCACCAUGUGAUGCUGACGUUCAUAUGAUUAUUGAUACAGAAGUGGAAAUACAUCAGUCCGCACAACCUGUCACACACAAACUUUCUGUCGAUCAAGUAGAGUCAGAAGUAAAUCCCAAAGAACAUUUGACUGAACUUCGAAGUGAAAAUGUCCAAAGUCACGCUACUGCAUUAUCUUCCCCUUGUAAGUCCUCCACAACUCGACAUUUCACAGAUCUUCUUGCUGACCUGUGUAGCCCUCCACAUUCGGAAGGUAUUGCAGCCGACACCUCAAUAUGGUCCAAAAUCCAACCACUUCCUCCCCAUAGUGUAACUGACAAGGAGACCAGUUCUAGUGAAAAAACCAAGGAUUCACAAAAGUUGGGGGAGCGACACUUCAUGGAUGCCAUCAUGGCAGCAGCAAUAGAUAUUGGUAAGACUACUAGUAGUGCUACAGUUAACACCGUGUCUAACAGUUUGUGUAGAAAAAUCCAAAAAGUCACAGUGGCUGUGCAAACUGAUGCAGACUCUUUCACAGAAAAAAUGCUACAUUCUUCGAACAAUUAUUUGGCUUCUCGGACGGACACACCAGCCACUGAUCAGGACCUGUUAUGUUCUGAUAUGGUAGGAAGUGAAACGUUUGAAACUAUGUGUGCCACUAGAAAAUUGAAACCGUCAGAAACGAAAAAUCUGGAAACAGAAAGGGCUGACAACAACAGAAAUUUGGAGGUCAAUGACCAUGCGAUUGAUCUGGACAUCAACACAGUUACUAAACAAACAGAAAUUUGUUCUGACACAAGUCCAGUGUAUGUGCAAGAAAUUCAAGUGGAAACUUAUCCAAUGCAAUCAAGCUCUAAGGAAGGUGGAGUAAAGGAAUCUUCACCACAGGAUGUUACUCCAGACCGUUCCUCUCCGAAGGAUAUAGUCGAAUCUUUGCAUCCUACUAUUAGUCAAAGUCAACCGCCUCUAAAUGAAAGCCGUUCAUUGGAGUCCUCAACAAAAUUGGGUUCAUCAAAGGAAUCUUCUCCUCAAAAGGGUGAAGGACGUAAUUUAUUUGAAAGCCUCUUUUCUAGUCUUGGAAAAGAAUCUGACAGCAAUGAUAGUACAGGCGUUUCACUGUCAAACACCACCCCAAACAACACGGAGUGUAGCAUUAAGGAAGCUGUGAUAUACUCUCCAUCCCAAAACAACGCACACUGUAACAUUGAGGAAGCUGUGAUAUACUCUCCAUCCCAAAAUAACACACACUGUAACAUUGAGGAAGCUGUGCUAUACUCUCCAUCCCAAAACAACACAUACUGUAACAUUGAGGAAGCUGUGAUAUACUCUCCAUCCCAAAACAACACACACUGUAACAUUGAGGAAGCUGUGAUAUAUUCUCCAUCCCAAAACAACACACACUGUGACAAUGAGGAAGCUGUUACAUACCCUCCACCCCCUAAAAACACACACUAUAACAAUCAACCUGACAUUUCCCUACAAAAGGAUGUAUCUCUGAAGGAAAGGCUGCCACAGAACUUACAUGUACCACAGCCUAACAGUCAAGAAGUGGUUGUUUUUCCUCCUCCUGGCAGUAAACUGACGGUGCAGGCACCAGACUCACCAGCUCCACAAUUUGUCGGUAGAACUACAUCGUUACCUUUAGGUUUAUCUAGAGAUAUUCCAGACAUAAAGAACAGGACAAAUCUGCUGGAAAUUGUCGCAAAAUCUCUUGGAAUUUACUCAGAUGAGAAUCAAGACCCUCAAACUGUAAACUCUGCUGGUAAACAGACUUCAGCAGCAGAAACUGUAGAGUCUGACGUAGCAACAGAGAACCCCCAGUCAGAAAUUUCACCUGUGUUUGUAAAUAUGCCAUUUGUACAGUCUACCUCAUAUAUUGGUGAAGCAGAGGAUUCUAGUGUACAGAUCAUCGUCAUGAACAACCAAUCCACCUCCAAUGAUUAUACUUCAGAUAUCAAUGUGAUUGACUUGCCUUCAAAACAAGAAAUCACCACCAAGCUCAUGGGAAAUUCCAGUGGUUUGCUUCAUCAAUCAGAACAACACAGCUCCGAUUUAGAUAGGUCCUAUCAAGACUCUUGUUUGUCACAAAAGACAUGUAGCAGAUGUGUAGCAACGUGUGCCGGGGACAUGUCGUCAUCAUUAUCAAAGUGUUCCUGCAGUGUGGUGGUAGAUAAAAUUGUUGUACCAUCAGUGGUGUCAAAUACAAUAACUUCUCAAAAACCUGGAGUCAAAGUUGUCAUGUGUGGUGUAGAAGAUUUAAAAAAGCAGGACAAUUCUUGUAUAGUUAUUGCAAACAAGUCGUCAUUACAAAUUAAUUCCAGUGGUCAAAGUACUAGCAGCAUAGGGACAUGGCAUGAUCAGGAGGCUGCUGGUGUGUCACAGCUGCGAGAAAAUCUAUGCAACACUCCAAUUCUCCCUGACCACUGUAAUCAGGAGGUGGAAGAAAGGUCCUUGCAUCUUUCAGAUGCUACGUCUGGUUCAAUUGUAGUUGGUCAGAAUUCCCAGCAUAAUUCUAGUAUUACAAGUUCCUCUAUGAGUUAUUUAACACCAGUUAUUAAUGUCUCUUCCUGUGGGACCCCCACACUGUAUGAUAUUCACCCUGUCUCUAGUGUUGAUGGACUCAAUUCUAAUGCUAUGAUAACAGACAUUCACUUAUCAACUAUUGAUACAAGGGAUGUGUCUGAACCUGUUGCUAUGGUGACUGAGGAAGUGAAUAAACCUGUUGUCAUGGUCACAGGGGAAGCGAUUGAAUCAGAUGUGACCAUGGUAACAAAUCUUGAUUCAGUUACCACAGAGGAAGUAAACGUCUGUUCAGGGUCGUGGGGAGAGCCUAACGUCAUGGUUCAGUAUGUCCAAGAUUUUGAUUGUGAUCAGAAUGUGUCUUAUAUUGUACUAGACAAUGAACAAAAGCAUGGCUCAGAUCCAUUUGUGAUCACAGAGUCGUCUUUCCUGCAGACAGGGGAGACAAUUCUGUGUUCAGAAGAGGAGGGCCUGCUGAACAGCAAGGAGCAGCCGUUACAGGCAGCCGUCAUGAAUUAACUAAUUAUUAUCAUCCUUUCUAUAAAGCAUUUAAACUGUUAAACCUGUUUGCGUUAGUGUAGUAAGAAGUGCAUGUCACAUAGCUGAAAAAAUCAUGCUGAUCUGCAAAAGAAAAAUCUGUCAACUUAUAAAUGACAUAGUUUUGAGUUUAGAAACAGUUCUACAUUAUUCUGUCACAAAAAUAAUUAUACAAAAAAAUGGUUUGAAUGAGAAAUAUUUGACAUAAGAAGGCAUAUAACACAGUUUUGUGAAAAUCAUAAAUAUUUGUGUAAAACAAAACAGGUGACAUGUACAUCACUUUUAUCAUUGAUAUUUUGUUUGCUUUUCAUGACUACCAAAGUUAAGUUGCUUGAAAUAAUUUAACAAGUUGGAUUCUUUGGAUGAAUUUCUUAAAUUUUACCAGAAGUGAAAUAAAUGUGGGGUUUAAUUUCACGCCCCUUUUUACAGGAAUGAAAAUUGCUAAACCAUACAUCAUAUUUCCAGGACUGCAUUUUGUGUCAUUCUACAUUGAGGUUGCAGCAAAAUAUUUUCCUGACACUAAUUCAAAAUCCCAUUCCUAUAGGGCCAACACAAAAUAAAGACAUGUCACAUUCAAGUGAAAAUGUGUACUUCAAAGGUUGUCUCCCUUUAAAUUGUUAAAUCACCUUUUGAGAUAAGUUACUUUUAUGAAAUGAAACAAACAAAAUACAUGUACAUGUGCAUAAUACUUGUGAUAAAAAAACAUGUCUUAUUAGAAGUUCACUAAACUUACAGUAACGUUUGUUUGUAUGUGUGAUACUUACUUAUAGCAGAAGUAUAGAAAUCGAUUGAUAAGGAUAACUAGUUUUGAGAAAGUAAUAUUCUUUUUGCAUGUAUGCUUUCCCUAAUAGUAAAAUGUUUACACAGUCAUUGAUAUAAAUGUGCUGUUUUCAAGAUACUUUUUCUUUCUGAAAUUUGAAUGGGUUUUAGAUAUGCAUGUCAUGUGGUAGGGGGGCAUGUGUACUUCGAAUUCAGUAAACAUGGAUUAUCUGACAACUGUUACUGCAAUAUACAGAAACUCAUGUUACCAGCUGUGUAUCUGAUGAGCAGAUACUAAUCCAUAGAUAUCCAUUUCAUAAAGAUAUGAAAUUUCUGCCAUUUCUAUCCAAAUCUACCAAUCUUGCACCGCGACGAAAUUGGCUUGUUACUGUUUGAUGUUAAUUUUACCUUCACACUUUUUUUUUGACUUCACACUGAAAGUAUAACAUGCCCCCCUAAUGUACCAAGUGACUGCCAAAUCAUGUGACAUUUUAUCUCGAAACCUGUAUUUUAGAAAUAUUGGAAUUUCUAUUUACUGGUACAAAAAAAUGUACUAAUUUAUCUAUGUCCAUAUUAAUACUGUAACUAAACCCAUAUGGCUAAUGCAUCUAUACAUGGAUUAUAAACUACUGACUACAUAUAUUAGCUUGUAUGUACCUGUAUCAAGUUAAGUGUGGAAUUUCACUGGCUGCAACACAAUUUUUCAUUUGCAACUACCAGAUACAUGCAGCAUUCAAGUCUAAAUGUAAUAAAUAUUUCUGAAGUUUUUGUCUAAUGAUAGUUAAGAUUACAAGAACAUGAAUGUAUUUCUUAGAUAGAAGUCCAUUGUUUAAGGCUGAUGUCCUAUAAAUGUACGUUAACAUACGGUUAUAUAGACAAAGCUGGCUAGCACUGGGACGUCUUGUUUUACUCUGCGACAGUUAAUGUUUACAUUGUAAUGUUUAAGUUUUGUUGUGAUGAAGUAUACACCUACUGUUAAUACAGACUCUAUUUUCAAGGAAGGCAGUGCAAUAUGAGCUUGUUAUAGUAAUCUUAAGAGAGAAUUUGAUAUCAUAGCAGUUAUAUUAGAUAAAUAAAUGUGUUACUGAUUAAACUUCCUGUAAAAUUUCUUUUAAAGCUUCCUAUAUAUGUAAAUAUUGUUUAUAUAUCAGUGGUCAAUAGUGAUAAAGUGCUGGAGACCUGCUCUCAGAUAUUCAAAACCUCCUAAGUUUAACUCAAAUAUCAAGUGGUAGAUGUUCAACAGUGUUACACUUCAUAACUGAACUAGCAUGUAUAUAGAUAAAAAAAAAUCCUUUCUGAAAGCAGUACCACUUCUGAUGAGACUUUUUAACUGUUUUGAGAGAUCACUUGUUCUUGUUGUUUUGCCAUAAUGAGUAUCUCUUCCAAACCAGCUCAGUUGUAUUGUGACAGUGUUGAUGUUGUGAAGUUAAGGUUGACAUACUGAACCAUGACCAAACAAACUUUACAUUUUAUUUCCAUUUAAAUAUUAUGUAAUAUAAAAUGUUUAAAUGUUAUGAUAUUUUCUUAAUAAGAAG